UCACUAGAGCGACAUCUGGUGCCCCCCAGCCUCAGCCAAGUGAUUCCCACCCAGCUCAUGACGUCUGGCCGCGUGGAAGGGAACUGUUCUCACGGGCACCAUCAACUUCAACGGGCCUGGGGAAGAUCAGGGGGUGUCAGACUCGCCUCGGGGGCUACCUGAUGGACAAGAGAGAAGCAAACUGAUUCCCAGUUUCUGCACCUAAGCACCUCAAGCCGACUUCUCUAACAUGGCACAGGUCCAGAAGAAGACCACCACAAUGUCGCUGACCAUCUCGGCUUGCACUAAGGAGUCCUCCUCCAGUUCGGUGCUCCAGCAGAGACACUCCAGCCUGGUGCAGCCACUCAGCUUCAAGCCCCAGCGGAUUCAGAGUCCUUCUUACAGCCCACAGAAUUCUGGGAUCUCCGGAGUUGCGCCCACAUUUGUAAAGUGCCUGCAUGACGUCAGUACCGUGAAAGGCCAGCUGGUGGUGCUAGAGUGCCGCAUUCGCGGGACCCCCCCUCUCCAAGUGCUGUGGUAUCGAGAACAGGAGCAGAUCUUGGACUCCGCCGACUUCCGCAUCCUUCGAAAGAAGGCCAGCUCUACGUCGGUGCCCGAGGAGGUCUGCACGCUGGUCAUUACUGAGGCCUUCCCAGAAGACUCCGGGAUGUUCAAGUGUGUAGCCAGGAACCAGUAUGGCAUCGUGUCCUGCAGCUCACUGCUCGAGGUCUACUCUGGCCUGCAGGAGGUCCUGGCAGAAGAUGAUGAGCAGCAACUUGGCCCCCAAUCACCAGCCGACGACCCAUUCUCUUCAUUUGUGUGUGACCCGAAGGGAAUCCCUCCUCCUGAGUGGCCUGAUGAUGUGGAAGACGAAGAGGAAGAAGGAACGAUCAUCCUGCAGUCCUCCAGCCCAAGUGAUACCUCCGCCCCUCACCAGGACUGGCACAGCGCCGAACUGAAGGGGACAGGCCGUCUCCCCGAAGUGUCUUUUCUCCAGAGUCCAUGUAAAGACCUCCAAGCGUCCCCCUUUUCAGAGAAGCCCCGACAGACGCUGCUGCCACCAAGUGCCACCCCUCUGAGCGGCAAGUGUGACUCCUCAGCCGACAUGAGUGUGGCUAACCUGCCCAGUUUCUCCCCGACCACCUACCCCCCCAGUAUGUUCAACUACGAGCGCCCCCGACACUUCAUCCAGUCGCAGCCGCACUUUCAGGCGCCCAGCUACGAGAGCCUUCAGGCGAGACCAAGUCUCUCGACAUCGUCUUCGUCAUCCUCUUCAAAUGGGCACAAGUCUUCCCCAGCGUCCACCCUCAGCUCGCCGGUUUCCACCCCUUCUUCAUCGCUCAUCUCCCCAAGGGAUCAGCCACCGCCUCGGCCAGCCUCCCCCACCUAUGUGCCCAAGCGCUCCACAGUCAGCCUGGUGCCCAAAGCGGUGCCCAGUGCCCAGCAGGUACAGUCAUCCGCGGCCUUCCUGAGCUCCAUCCUACCUUCCCAGCCACCUUCUGCCCCUCGGGCAAAGCCUGUGCCCUCCGUACCACCUCUGAAAUCUGCUGCUGCUCCUCCACCACCUCAGAUGGCACCUCGCUCUUCCUCCCCAUCUCCUUGCUCUCUGACUCCUCACAGCCCGUCUCCCUCCUCGCCCAGGAGCCCAGUCCAGCAGCCCCUCACGCCAAGCAGUCUUCAUGUGUCUGUGCUGCCACCACAGCCUCCGGACAACCGCAGAUCGACUGCCGUGGACAUCAUCCCCAGAACGACCCUGAAGAAGACCUUCCAGCCUGUUCACUGUGCUACCGAUGAAGAGAUCCAGGGCACAAAGGACGCACUCAUCCAAGACUUGGAGAACAAGCUGAGAUGUAAGGAGGCACGGAGGAAAAACCGGAGCCAGAAGAUGACCUACGAGGAGCGGAUGGCCCGUCGUCUGCUGGGCCCUGACAACGCUGCUUCGGUGUUCGACAUCCACAAUGCAGAAGAAUCCGCUCCGGAAAAGGGCACGUCACGUGAGGAUCACCAGGCGGACACGGCGCAGAUCAGGAGCAGGCCUGGCUCUCGCUCGGAGGACGACGAGGCGGCUCCCAUCCAGGAGAAGUACUACGCACCUCGCUUCCUGCAGGUCCCUGAAGACCUCGUCGUGGAGGAAGGCCGCUUCUGCAGGAUCGACUUCAAGGUGGCGGGGUUGCCCACUCCAGAUGUCACCUGGUAUUUGAAUGGGAAGAUGAUUCGCCCCGAUGACUUCCAUAAGAUGCUGGUGUGCGAGAAGGGAGUCCACUCGUUCAUCAUCGAGAUCGUCACCACCCACCAUGCAGGGGUCUACGAGUGCGUGGCCAAGAACCGAGCCGGAGAGAGCCGCUUCACGCUGCAAAUGGAAGUCCUCGCUCAAGAAAUGAGGUGUCCACCCAUGUUUGUGAAGAAGAUGCAGAACGCGAUUGUCACCGAAGGGAACUCGGUCCGUCUGGAGUGCCAGGUUUCGGCUUCACCACCUCCUCAGAUCUACUGGAAAAAAGACAAGGAGAUGCUGGUCGUGGACCCCAGACGAAUGAGCCUGUAUGAAGACGGCCUGGGCAGACUGUGCUUGUUAAUCGAGCGGGUGGAGAAGGCGGAUGCUGGCUGGUACACGGUGUCCGCCAUCAACGACUGCGGCAUGUCGACCUGCAAUGCCCGUCUUGACGUGGGCUCUCGUAUAACCAAACCAGCUGCCACUGCCAAGCAGCUUCGCGUCAGGCCGACCUUCAGCCAGUUUUCUUCCCUUGGAGGACCAGGUGGAGAUAUGAGGGGUUUGCGGAGUCCACACGCCUCUUCUCCUCGCGCCCCCCUGCACGAGAGCGACGAGCUGUAGUCGGAAGAGGUGCACCACAUGGUGGCGUGUGAAGGAACUGCGGAGCUUCUGUUCUGUCAAUGGCAGCAGCCGGGAAACUCGUCCAGUGCGGCUGCCCCCCCCCCCUACAAACCCCAACUCCCCCGAAUCUUUUUUUCUUUAUCCUGCUUGACUUUGUUCUUAAAUGUGAGAAGGCGCGCUGACUGACAGAGCUGAGGUGUUCGCCGCUGGGCUUUUUCUGAACGCUCCACGUAGCUUUGGCAGUGGUGAGGCUUGGAUUUCUUGUUUUUCUGUCAUUUGUACGACGCAGAAGCCACGCCAUAAACUUGAGCCCAAAUUCCAGAACUGCCCAAAUUGUGUUUUAACGAAUGAAGUUAUCUAAUUUAUUUAUUUAUUACCUUUUAUUAGGCUGCGUUGGGUGUAGGGGGAGAGAGAGAGGAUGUGUGGUGUUUGAAAGCACGGUGGACACUGAAGGACCCUUCUCACAAGUCUUCCUGAGGUGGUUUUUAGUACCAGUUAGAUGUAGCAGUAGUGAAGGGAAGCUGCACUUGAAUAUUCGUCUGUCUGUGUAUAAUAAUAAAAAACAAAAUAAUAAAGGCACAAAAUAAAGGUUAAGGUUUGACUCCA
This is a messenger RNA of Erpetoichthys calabaricus (reedfish), 3415 nucleotides long. It is a transcript of the gene myot, whose product is annotated as myotilin. The record is from RefSeq and is a predicted model, not a curated record. Bases 230 to 2809 code for a protein of 859 amino acids. Gene Ontology annotation, molecular function: cell-cell adhesion mediator activity. Gene Ontology annotation, biological process: homophilic cell-cell adhesion; dendrite self-avoidance; axon guidance. The transcript has 17 exons. Gene Ontology annotation, cellular component: axon; plasma membrane. Lineage: Eukaryota; Metazoa; Chordata; Cladistia; Polypteriformes; Polypteridae.